Phaethon lepturus (White-tailed tropicbird) is the source of this 1461-nucleotide messenger RNA. It is a transcript of the gene HOXD4, whose product is annotated as homeobox D4. Gene Ontology annotation, cellular component: nucleus. Gene Ontology annotation, molecular function: DNA-binding transcription factor activity, RNA polymerase II-specific; RNA polymerase II cis-regulatory region sequence-specific DNA binding. Gene Ontology annotation, biological process: anterior/posterior pattern specification; regulation of transcription by RNA polymerase II; embryonic skeletal system morphogenesis. The record is from RefSeq and is a predicted model, not a curated record. The transcript has 2 exons. The coding region runs from base 94 to 807 and encodes 237 amino acids. Lineage: Eukaryota; Metazoa; Chordata; Aves; Phaethontiformes; Phaethontidae.
ACUUUAUUCAGUUGACAGCAAGUAGGAGGGCUCUAUGGCAGGGGAAAAAAAGACAACACGAGAAAAAUUAGUAUUUUCUACCUUCAGAAAUUAAUGGCCAUGAGUUCGUACAUGGUGAACUCUAAGUAUGUGGAUCCCAAAUUUCCUCCUUGCGAGGAAUAUUUGCAGAACAGCUACCUAGGCGAGCAGGGGGCCGAGUACUACAGUGCCUCGCAGGGCUCUGAUUUCCAGCACCAGGGACUCUACCCACGGUCAAACUACAGCGAGCAGCCCUUUAGCUGUAGCAAUGCCCAAGGCUCUGCCGUGCCGCCGCGGGGUCAUGGACAGGAGCAAUCCGGCCCGGCGAGCCACUUCCCCGGCCCAGCAGAGCAUUGUCCAACGCCUCCAAUGCCCAACUCGCGAGCCUGCAGCCAGCAGCCGGCCCUCAAACCCCCAAACGGGUCAGCAGUUAAGCAGCCAGCAGUAGUUUAUCCCUGGAUGAAGAAAGUCCAUGUUAACUCGGUGAAUCCCAAUUACAGCGGAGGGGAACCUAAACGCUCCCGCACAGCUUACACCAGACAGCAAGUCCUAGAACUGGAAAAAGAAUUUCAUUUUAACAGGUACCUGACCAGGCGCCGCCGUAUCGAGAUAGCCCACACUUUGUGUCUCUCUGAGCGCCAGAUCAAGAUCUGGUUUCAGAACAGAAGAAUGAAGUGGAAAAAAGAUCACAAACUGCCCAACACGAAGGGCAGAUCUUCUUCCUCUGGUUCAAACCCCCAUUUACAGACUGGUUCCAAGGACCAUCAGACUGACUUGACAACUUUGUAGAAGAGGUGAAAUUUUCCAUUUCAUCCUUUGCUUCUGACCAGUACUGUACAUAACUGACACUGCCCAAGCAGAACCUGCAUGUAGCAGCUAAGGACUCGAGAAACUGCCAUCUUUCUUUAAGGUACUGUCGUACAAAGGAGACAAAAUGACGCUACUUUGGACUUUAUUUUAUUUGCCUCUGCUAGCACAACCUAAAAAAGGAAAAAAAAAAAAAAAGGGGGGGAAAGAAGGAAAAAAACCAAACCAUCAUGCAGGCAGUCGGAAUUGGGAAAAUAUUAAACGAGACCUUCUGUCCAUAAAAAGUAAUAAAUCAUUGAAAAUGAAACUGUCCUGUGUUUCAGUUUUGAAUUCGAAAGUGAAGGUUUGAUGCUUUAUUCCGUGAUUUUUACUUUUAAUUGUCUUUUUAUCCCAUGUUAUUUCGGGAGGAUGCAUUUGGGCAAGUUGAGGACAGGAAAUUUAUAGCAUAGUCUUUUAUUUGAACAUAAAGACUAGUAAUUGUGAACUUUUUGUGCUGCUUUACCUUUCUUGGUGUAAUUAAAAUACUUGCUCAUUUCCAUAACGUCUCAGAAGGUGUGCAUAGAAAUUAAGUGAAAACGGGUUAUUUUACGUACUGGUAGUGUUAGCGUAUUUAUUUAUUUGUUCCGUAGAAGAGUG